Molecule: messenger RNA, 1134 nt
Organism: Ipomoea nil (Japanese morning glory)
Lineage: Eukaryota; Viridiplantae; Streptophyta; Magnoliopsida; Solanales; Convolvulaceae
Exons: 3
Coding region: 1-1134 (377 amino acids)
Molecular function (GO): RNA-DNA hybrid ribonuclease activity; nucleic acid binding
Source: RefSeq, a predicted model, not a curated record
AUGUUGGAGGUCCAGAGUUGUUUGAAAGAGGGCUGCAGGAGGGCAGUUGGCGAUGGGAAUGAGACUAUGAUAGGCUCGGGUCCAUGGUUGCCCGUAGACGAGAACCCUUAUGUGGAAACGGAUUUGCACCAGUCAGUUUAUGAAGCCCCGGUAUCAUUUCUCAUGAACAUGCAAGUAUAUGGAAGCCACGAGAUCAGUGGGUUUGGCAUUGGGACCAGAAGGGGGCAUACACUGUUAAAUCAUGUUACAGGCACCUUACUAUGGUGGCUGUGGACGGACGACCUUGGACCGGAAUUUGGAAUUUACAAGUACCGCCGAAGAAGCGUUGAGGAGUCGGGUCUCCAUUUGUUCGCUUUUUGCCCUGAAGCAGCACGCCUAUGGAGUAAGUUAGGAAUGCCACAAAACAGUACCUAUGGGGGUAAUCGUGUGGAUGAUUGGUUCUUUUGGGUUAUAAAUACAUUACAUGCUAGUUUAUUGCCUAACUUUGUUAUGGCCGUCUGGGGUAUGUGGUGUAGCCGAAAUGACAGUGUGUGGAAGUGGGUUGUUUUUUAUCUGAACACUGUGGUACAAAGGGCCUUGCUUUUCCUAGAUAGCUGGAGGAGUGCGAAUGAGGUGCAAGCGUGUCAGCCUGCGUACAUAGACGAGGGACUGUGGUCCAAACCAGUGCAGGGAAGGUUAAAGUUAAAUAUGGACGCGGCUUUGAAUGAGAAUAGCAAUUUGUUGGGUUUUGGAUGGGUUCUACGGGAUGAUAAUGGGAAUUUUCUUGCAGCCAAAAAUAUGUUGAUGCCGGGAGCCUUUAUGGUGAAGGAAGCUAAAGCUUUAUGUAUCCGCGAAGCACUGAGCUGGUUGAAGGGAACAUGUAUGGGUGGUGUGGAUGUGGAGAUCGAUAGUCAAAUUGUUUUUAAUGCUAUUAGUUCGCCUUCUUUUAACGCAGUUUUUGGUUUCAUAGUUGAUGAUAUUAAGAAUUUAGCAGAGGAGAUAGAUGAUGUUAAAUUCUGUUGUGUUAAGCGAUCUGCGAAUUGUGCCGCCGACUCUGUUGCUAGGGAGGCCUUUUCUGUGUCAGGUUGCGGGGAGUGGUUAGAUUGUCCUCCAUCGUUCCUUGUAAACGUUCUUAUUCAUGAUUUAAUGAAUUAA